This is a messenger RNA of Haemonchus placei, 228 nucleotides long. The record is from the annotation of a GenBank genome assembly. Lineage: Eukaryota; Metazoa; Nematoda; Chromadorea; Rhabditida; Trichostrongylidae.
AUGAUCAGAUACGGGCAACUCUUCUGCGUCUUCAACAACAACAGCUUGUCGCUGCUGCUGCACAGGGAAAACUGGGAAAAGUUCGACCUCCAACCCAGAUGAUUCCUUCAUCAGUACAACGUCAGAUGAACAAGGCAAGCUCCUCGCAACCAGAAGAGGCUGUCCAUCGAGGUUCGAGAGCUGAUCAGGAUGGAAGCCCUACACACAUGGUAGAGCCAGUCUGAUUAG